AUGGGUUUCCUCGGCCUGUUCGCCGGACACAUGCUCUUCGUCCUGCUCCUGUUGCUAUUUCCUGUUCCUGACGCUGCUGCGAGCCAGGAGCCUCUGCAGCAGAGCUACAUUGUGCAGCUGCACCCGCGCGAAUCCACCGGCGGCGAGGCAACGGCAACGCUCGCCUCCACCAAGAACCACCACUGGCACCUCUCCUUCCUCGACAAAUCAGUACUGCAUUCUUCCUCCGGGGAGCAUCAGCUGCCGUCGUCGCGCCUGCUGUACUCUUACCACACCGUCUUCGACGGCUUCGCGGCGCGGCUCACGGCCGGCGAGGCUGCGGCGCUGCGUGAGCUACCCGGCGUCGCGUCCGUGCGGGAGGACCGUCGCGUCGAGCUGCACACCACGUACUCGUACCGGUUCCUGGGGCUCAGCGUGUGCCCGACCGGCGCGUGGGCGCGCGCGGGGUACGGCCGCGGCGCCAUCAUCGGGGUGCUCGACACCGGCGUGUGGCCCGAGAGCCCCAGCUUCGACGACCGCGGGAUGCCGCCUGUGCCGGACCGGUGGCGUGGGGCGUGCGAGGCCGGGGAGCGGUUCAACGCGACGAGCUGCAACCGGAAGCUCGUCGGCGCGCGGUUCUACUCCAAGGGCCACCGCGCAAACUACCCGACGGACCCGUCGGAAGCGGCGGCGUCGGUGCCGGAGUACGCGUCGCCGCGGGACGCGCACGGGCACGGGACGCACACGGCGUCCACGGCCGCGGGGGCCGCCGUGGCCGGAGCCAGCGUCCUCGGCGCCGGGGCCGGCGAGGCGCGCGGCGUGGCCCCCGGCGCGCACGUGGCCGCGUACAAGGUGUGCUGGUUCAACGGCUGCUACAGCUCCGACAUCCUCGCCGGGAUGGACGACGCGGUGCGCGACGGCGUCGACGUGCUGUCGCUCUCCCUCGGCGGCUUCCCCAUCCCGCUGUUCGAGGACAGCAUCGCCAUCGGCAGCUUUCGUGCCACGGCACGCGGCGUGUCCGUCGUGUGCGCCGCCGGGAACAAUGGGCCGGAGCCCAGCUCCGUGGCCAACGAGGCGCCCUGGGUGCUCACUGUCGGCGCCGCCACUCUGGACCGGCGCUUCCCGGCUUAUGUUCGGCUCGGCAACGGCCAGGUCCUGUACGGCGAGUCCAUGUACCCGGGAAAAGUCGAUUUGAAAAAUGGCGGGAAGGAGCUGGAGCUGGUGUACGCAGCAGGUGGGUCCCGUGAAGCGAUGUACUGCAUGAAGGGGGCCCUUUCCGCGGCAGACGUCGCCGGAAAGAUGGUCGUGUGCGACCGUGGAAUCACCGGCCGCGCGGAGAAAGGCGAAGCGGUGAGAGAAGCAGGCGGCGCAGCCAUGGUGCUCGCGAACUCCGAGAUCAACCGGCAGGAGGACUCCGUGGACGUGCACGUCCUGCCGGCCACGCUCGUCGGCUACCAGGAGGCGGUGGAGCUCAAGAACUACAUCAGCUCGACGGCACGACCCGUGGCGAGGAUCGCGUUCGGCGGCACGCGGAUCGGGCGGGCGCGCGCGCCGGCGGUGGCGCUGUUCUCGGCGCGCGGGCCGAGCAUGACGAACCCGUCGGUGCUGAAGCCGGACGUGAUCGCGCCGGGGGUGAACAUCAUCGCGGCGUGGCCGGGCAGCGUGGGCCCGUCGGGGCUGGAGUCGGACGCGCGGCGGUCCAACUUCACGGUGCUGUCGGGGACGUCGAUGGCGUGCCCGCACGUGAGCGGCAUGGCGGCGCUGGUCCGGUCGGCGCACCCGUCGUGGAGCCCGGCGAUGGUGCGGUCGGCGAUCAUGACGACGGCCGACGCGACGGACCGGCAGGGGAAGCCGAUCGCGGACGGCGACGGCGGGCGCGCCGACGCGUUCGCCAUGGGCGCCGGGCACGUGAACCCGGCGCUCGCCGUCGACCCGGGCCUGGUGUACGACAUCGAGCCGGCGGACUACGUGACGCACCUGUGCACGAUGGGGUACACGCAGCGGGAGGUGUUCAAGAUCACGCACAGCGCCGUCAACUGCAGCGAGUUGCUGGAGGGGAACCAGGGGUUCACGCUCAACUACCCGUCGAUAGCGGUGGCGUUCAAGGGGAACGGCAGUGAGUCGUCGACGGUGGUGCUGCGGAGGACGGUCACGAACGUCGGCGCGCCCAACUCGACGUACACCGCGCGGGUGGCCGCGCCGGCCGGGGUGAAUGUCAAGGUGACGCCGACCACGCUGACGUUCGGGGAGUUCGGCGAGAAGAAGAGCUUCCAGGUGUGGGUGGACGCGUCGGCGGCGGGGAAGAAGGACAGUGCGGAUGGGUACUUGGUGUGGAAGCAGCAGAGCGGAGGACAAGGGAGGCGGCGCACGGUGAGGAGCCCCAUUGCCGUGACGUGGCCCGUAGAAUAG
Lolium rigidum is the source of this 2388-nucleotide messenger RNA. Its product is annotated as subtilisin-like protease SBT1.2. The record is from RefSeq and is a predicted model, not a curated record. Gene Ontology annotation, biological process: proteolysis. The transcript has a single exon. Gene Ontology annotation, molecular function: serine-type endopeptidase activity. The coding region runs from base 1 to 2388 and encodes 795 amino acids. NCBI's taxonomy places the organism in Eukaryota, Viridiplantae, Streptophyta, Magnoliopsida, Poales, Poaceae.